AUGUACUAAGUAGCCAUAGUUAAACCAACCAUUCACGCGGAGAUGGAAGGUAUAGAUGUGGAAUUUACAGAAGUAUCCCUAACGGUCAACGUUUGGGACCCUCUGGUGACAAAGACGCUAAGGCCAGAAAAAAAAAUUGUUUUAAACAAGGUCAGUGGCUCAUUCCGUAGGAAUCAAGUAGGGGCUAUAAUUGGAUGUUCUGGAUCUGGAAAAUCAACUCUUAUGAAUAUUUUAUCUGGUUACAUGUCAAGUGGUUACCAAGGAGUUGUAACUUUAAAUGGAGUACAGCGAGAUUUGUCGUCAUUUAGGAAUGUUUCGAGCUACAUCAUGCAAGAGGAUAGUUUGCAAUUAUAUUUGACUGUUCAAGAAUCCAUGGAAAUUGCCAUGAAGCUUAAACAUUCAAUUUCAAAAUUAGAUGUUCAAAAAAGAAUCUCAAUAGACAAUUUACUUCAUAAUUUACUUUUACAUGAUAAUCGACACUCAUUAGUUUAUAAUUUAUCUGGUGGCGAGCGUAGGAGACUGACCAUUGCUCUAGAAUUAGUUCGCAGCCCAAAAGUGAUGUUUUUUGAUGAGCCUACAACAGGUCUGGAUAUAGUGUCUGCAAAUAAUGUUGUUAAGAUUAUGAGAAAAUUGGCUGACUCUGGUAAAACCAUAAUAUGCACUAUACAUCAAGCUUCAGCUUCUCAUUUGGAAAAUUUUGAUACGGUUUAUGUACUUACACCAUCAGGGCAAUGCAUGUAUAAUGGAAAAUCAUCACAAAUAAUUGAUUAUUUUUCGCAACAUGGAUUUCAAUGUCCUCCAUAUCACAACCCUGCUGAUUAUGUGAUUGAAUUGAGUUUGGGUGAAUAUGGAAUACCCAUUAAUACGAUGAUUGAACUAGCUGGAGAACAAAACAAGAUUGAUGGACACAUAAUUAACCAAAAUGUUGACUGUGUACCUGUAAUUUAUAGUCGAGAAUAUUCUUCAAAUUAUUUUCCUGAGCUUUGUAUACUUAUGCAUAGAACUUUAUUAACUACUUUCAGAGAUCAUUUUCUAGUGAAAGUAAGACUUUUUGUUCACUUCUUGCUGGGGAGCAUGUUUGGAAUUGUGUAUAUUGGACUUGGGAAGAGUGCUAUGCACGUUCGUGACAAUGCUGUAUUACUAUUUUUCUGUGUAAUGUUUAUGACUUACAUAGCAGCGUUUACCAUGUCUAUAAAAUUUCCAUUAGAGUUAUCAGUGAUGCGAAAAGAAUAUUUUAACAGAUGGUAUUCAUUAAGUUCUUAUUACAUUUCUGUCACACUUGUGGAUUUACCUGUACAAAUAUUUUGUACUUUUUUGUUUUGUUCAUUAAUAUACUUGUUAUCUGGUCAACCUCUUAUUCUUUUUAGGAUUUCAAUGUUUUUGUUGAUAUUUAUUGUAACAGGACUUAUGUCACAAGCAAUUGGAAUGCUAGUCAGUACUCUUUGUAAAGGAUUUGUUAUUAAUACUGUUAUCGUUGCAUUGAUAUUGAUGUUUUGGACCACUUAUGCAGGUGGUAUGAUAAGAAUAUCAGAUACUCCUAAAAUAUAUCGAUGGUUGUAUGAUAUAUCAUUUAUGAAACAUUCUGUGCAAGGUGUUCUACAUGCAGUUUAUGGUUACGAUCGCUCUGUAUUGCCUUGUCCAGUUAUGUUUUGUCCAUUUGGUUCACCAAAAGUAAUGCUUAAAACAAUUGAUAUGGGUGAGAAUUUGUACUGGAUAAAUGUUAGCUUUAUCACUAGUAUUUAUGUUGUAUUGAAAGUAUGUGCUUUUAUUGCCUUAAAGUAUAAGUUAUCUUCUAUUCAAAAUAUUGAAAUGGAAUUGAAUUCAAUGUUGUUAAAUGAAGGACUAGAUUUAAAAUUUGAAGAUUUAACAUACAAAGUAAACAAUUGGACGGAUAAAUUUAAAAUAGAAAAGAAAACUAUUUUGAAAGGUGUGAGUGGUGCAUUUUAUCAGGGUCAACUAUGUGCAAUUAUUGGAUGUUCGGGAUCUGGAAAAUCAUCAUUAUUAAAUGCACUAUCUGGUUAUAAGACCAGUGGAUAUAGUGGAGCGAUAUUUAUCAAUAAUAAACCUCAAGAACUGAAAUCAUUUAAAAAACAAUCAUGUUACAUUAUGCAAGAAGACCAACUUCAUGUGCAAUUAACUGUCAGAGAAGCUAUGGAAUUUGCAUCAAAGUUGAAAUGUUUAACUUUAUCAUUAAAUGCAAACAAAUUGAAAAUGAUAGAUUUAAUUUUAGAAAAUUUGAAUCUACUUAAAAUUCAAGAUACGGCUACAGUGAAUUUAUCUGGUGGUGAACGUAGAAAAUUAUCUAUUGCAUUAGAACUGGUCCAUAAUCCAAGCAUCAUGUUUUUUGAUGAACCAACUAGCGGAUUAGAUAGUUUAUCAGCAAAUCAAGUAUUAGGCACAUUAAGGGAGUUGGCCAAUACUGGCCGUAAUAUAAUUUCUACAAUACAUCAAGUUUCUGCUUCACAAUUAAAGAUCUUUGACAUUCUUUAUGUACUUACUCCAUCUGGCCAAUGUAUUUAUCAUGGUUUUACAUCAAAACUUUUGGAUUAUCUAGCUGCACAAGGUUUACGAUGUCCAUUAUAUCACAAUACAGCAGACUAUAUUAUUGAAAUAAGUCUUGGAGAGUAUGGAGAUCAUGCUGAAAAAUUGGUAAAAUAUAUUAAAAAUGGAAAGUCUUCAGAAUGGUUAAAGAAUACUGGUCAAAAAGAUUUAGUUAAAGCAGAUCAGUCGACAGGUGUUAACAUCAAUGAUGAAUGUCAAGAUAGACAACUUAUAAAAUAUAUUUACAACCAUUUGAUUCAACUUGUUAUUUUAUCACAUAGGUGUACAGUUAAGACAUUGAGAGAAAAAUUCAUCACUACAAGAUUGCUGGUUCAUAUUAUUGUUAGCGCCGUGUACGGUUGGGUAUAUUUUGGUGUUGGUAUUAAUGCAUCGUUUAUACAUGACAAUCUAAUGUUGUUGUUUUUCAGUUUACUGUUUAUUAUGUAUACUGCUAGUUCUUCAAUGAUAAUAAACUUUCCCUUAGAAAUUCAAAUACUUUCGAAAGAGCAUUUCAACCAGUGGUAUUCCUUGUUGUCAUAUUAUAUAAGUUUUACAAUAGUAGAUCUACCAAUUCAGGUUCUAUGUACAUUCUUGUACUGUGUGGUCUUAUAUUAUUUUACUGGACAGCCUCUUGAAUGGCCAAGGUUUGGGUUGUAUACACUCAUGAUGUUAAUGGUGGGACUAUUAUCACAGACUAUAGGCAUGUUAAUGGGAACAUUGUUUAAUGAUUUAAGAUUUAGUACAAUUCUAACCAGCUUCCUACUCAUGCCGUGGAUGAUGUUUGGUGGAAUUUUCAUUAAAAUCUCUGACACGCCAGAGAUUUUUCGAUGGUUAUUUGACAUUUCCUUUAUGAAACAUGCCAUGGAAGGAAUAGUGCAUUGUGUUUACGGUUUGGAUCGACCCAGGUUAUAUUGCCCCAAAAUUUACUGUUACAGCACUUCGCCCUCAAAUAUUUUAAAAGAUUUAGACAUGCCAGUUAACAAGUAUUGGUUUAAUUUUAUUGCUGUUACCACCAUUUAUUUGUUAUUGAAAGUGUUAACAUAUUUAGUGUUGAAAAAAAAGUUAGAAAUUCACUGAUGGCCCUUUAUGCUCAGUUUUCUGUUUAAUACAUCAUUACACUAUGUUAAUGCAUCAGUAUACUUUAAUUUGAACCAUGUGCAUUUUAUAUUUUUACCAAUAAUUGGUAUACUAUUUAUUUUAUAUUGUUACCUAGAUUAACAUUGCCAAAGACAGAACUUAAAAGUGAUACUUAAUCAUUAUUAUUAUGUUUAAUUAAAAAUAAAGUCAAUUGUUUAAUAUUUAAGUUUUUAAAUCAUUAACUGAUGAAAUAAUUAAUAAGACUGCUGAUUGCUGUAUAACUUUUAUUACUGUUUAAUUUGUUUUUAUUGAUUAAUUACCUUUGUUAUUUACAUACUUUGUUUGAUUAACCUUUUUAAAAAAUAUUUUAAAUAUUUUAAAAUUUGUAAAUUAUUAUUUAUGAAAUAGAAUAUCUAAUAUAGACUUACUAAUUUACUCUAUACAACAUGUUUACUUUGUGUAUUUCGUUAAGGACAUACAUUGUAUACAAUUUUAUGUAUUAUUUCA
Messenger RNA from Aphis gossypii (cotton aphid), 4125 nucleotides. Its product is annotated as ATP-binding cassette sub-family G member 1-like. The record is from RefSeq and is a predicted model, not a curated record. Gene Ontology annotation, molecular function: ABC-type transporter activity; ATP hydrolysis activity; ATP binding. Gene Ontology annotation, cellular component: plasma membrane. NCBI's taxonomy places the organism in Eukaryota, Metazoa, Arthropoda, Insecta, Hemiptera, Aphididae. The transcript is spliced from 24 exons.